Messenger RNA from Leptinotarsa decemlineata (Colorado potato beetle), 584 nucleotides. Its product is annotated as glyceraldehyde-3-phosphate dehydrogenase. Lineage: Eukaryota; Metazoa; Arthropoda; Insecta; Coleoptera; Chrysomelidae. The record is from RefSeq and is a predicted model, not a curated record. Gene Ontology annotation, biological process: glycolytic process. Gene Ontology annotation, molecular function: NAD binding; glyceraldehyde-3-phosphate dehydrogenase (NAD+) (phosphorylating) activity. Gene Ontology annotation, cellular component: cytosol.
CAGUGUUUGUCCCUACCGAACUACUAGCGCUGCUAGUGAGUGAUUUUUCGUACUUCAGGAAAAAGGUUCAUGCGGCCUUGUCAUAAAACCUGAAGUUGGAGGUAUAUCAAAACUAUAAUCUACAGCUCCCAAUCCCAAAAACACAUGUCAAAAAACAAUUAGAUGUUCUUGACAAAUCUUGUAUUUGACAGAAACGAAUAUUUUACGACAUUUUGAUUGCACUUGGAUUUUGAAGAAUUAGCAUGGUUAGAAUCGGAUUAAAUGGUUUUGGAAGACUAGGCAAACAACUAUUGAGGAUAGCAAUCAAUGCGUGCAAGAAGAAAUGUGCUUCCGAUGUUUCAAGAAUUCUGAUGAUAAAUGAUCCCCAUUUGACCACAGAAAGUAUGGCUUACCUGCUAAAAAAUGAUUCUCUUUACGGAAAAUUCAAAUCUGAAGUAGUUGAAAUGGGGUCAUCUAUUAUGGUAGAUGGUCAAAGGGUAGAGGUAACAAGUGAGAAUAAAAUAGAACAAAUUCCGUGGAAAAAAUGUAACGUUGAAUACGUUAUUGAUACAACUGGACAAAACGCCAAUUGUAAUAAAGCUUCC